Molecule: messenger RNA, 2720 nt
Organism: Coregonus clupeaformis (lake whitefish)
Lineage: Eukaryota; Metazoa; Chordata; Actinopteri; Salmoniformes; Salmonidae
Gene: slc38a7
Product: solute carrier family 38 member 7
Exons: 12
Coding region: 329-1717 (462 amino acids)
Biological process (GO): amino acid transmembrane transport
Molecular function (GO): L-serine transmembrane transporter activity; L-methionine transmembrane transporter activity; L-histidine transmembrane transporter activity
Source: RefSeq, a predicted model, not a curated record
CAUGCCAUCCUUGCUUGUUCAGCAGGAAUUUCACUGCGCGUGCGGUUGUUGCAGAAAAACACAAGCAUCGGAGAGACAAUAGAGAGAUUGAAGAAAGGGUUGACUGCUGGGUAACACUACAUCCACUUUGAGGAUAAACUGACAAGCAGUCAUCUGUGUCCUGAAUGUCACAAGAGCCACAACAAACCUUCAGACUGACCCCUCAACCCAAACUAUGAAUACCCUCAACUCAGCUCUUUAGUGUUGAAGUCUGUGUUCAACAGAGUAGGGUGAAUUUGGGGGUGUUUUAGGUAGGAUUUUUGGGGUUGUGCCAGCCGGGUGGUGUCCCAUGGCGAUUAACAGUGAGGCGGGGGACUGGGCCGAGGCUGGGAGUGAAGAUGCUGGUGAGAGAGCGUGGUUACUGCAGAGCCCCAGUGUGGAGUCCGUUCGGCCCCCUGUGUCAGACAGGGAGAGGAGUGGAGGGGUGUCGGCCACAGCCGCUGUCUUCAUUGUGGUGAAUGCUGCGCUGGGGGCAGGACUACUCAACUUUCCCGCCGCCUUCAACAUGGCUGGAGGCGUGAUUGCAGGGGUGGUGCUACAGAUGGCCAUGCUGAUUUUCAUAAUCAGCGGUCUGGUGAUCCUGGCAUACUGCUCCCAGGUCAGUAAUGAGGGCACCUAUCAGGAGGUGGUGCGGGCAUCGUGUGGGAAGGUCACAGGGGUCAUCUGUGAGGUGGCCAUCGCCGUCUACACCUUUGGCACCUGCAUUGCCUUCUUUAUUGUCAUUGGAGACCAGCUGGACCGCUUGAUAGCUGCAAUAGCCCAUUUGCCAGAUGGUGUGGUCGGUGGUCACUGGUACAUUGACCGUAAGUUCACCAUUUGUGUGACUGCCAUCCUGGUCAUUCUGCCUCUCUCCAUCCCCAAAGAGAUUGGCUUCCAGAAAUACGCCAGUGCCCUGAGUGUUGUUGGCACCUGGUAUGUCACCAUUGUGGUAAUCCUGAAAUACAUCUGGCCUGAUAAAGAGAUGACCCCCGGCUACAUUCCAACCAGCCCGUCCUCCUGGAGUGCAGUGUUGAACGCCAUGCCCACCAUUUGCUUUGGCUUCCAGUGUCAUGUGAGCAGUGUGCCAGUGUUUAAUAGCAUGAGAAGGAGUGAGAUCAAGCCCUGGGGAGGUGUGGUCACCGUCGGCAUGAUCAUCUGCCUCUUCGUCUACACUGGCACAGGUGUCUGUGGCUUUCUGUCAUUUGGGUCUAACGUCAGUCAGGAUGUGCUGAUGUCAUAUCCUCCUAACGACAUCGCCAUGGCAAUCGCAAGAGCCUUCAUCGUAAUCUGUGUUAUCACCUCCUAUCCCAUUCUACACUUCUGUGGCCGGGCGGUGCUUGAGGGGCUAUGGCUCCGUUUCCGUGGCGAGCAGGUGGAGUUGUGUGUGAGGCGUGAGCGGAGACGCAGGGUGUUGCAGACGCUUGUGUGGUUCACGAUCACACUCGUCCUUGCGCUCUUCAUCCCCGACAUUGGCCGAGUCAUCUCCCUCAUCGGAGGACUGGCAGCCUGCUUCAUCUUUGUCUUCCCAGGUCUGUGUCUGAUUCAGGCAAAGCUCUCAGAAACAGAGGUCCGAUCUGCUAGCUGGCAUGGGAUGGUGGUCUACGGUGUCAUCAUGGUAACCAUCGGCGCUUUCAUCUUUGGCCAGACCACCGCCAAUGCCAUCUAUCAAGACAUCAUCCACUAUCCGGACAGCCAAUAGAAUUCUGACCAGCAAGACUCUUUGCUGGAUGAGGAGGGGAUGCAGGUCUAUGCUGCUAUUCUGAACUUUAUUGACUUAUAUCAGGAUGUGGAGGAUCCAACACACAUGCAAACACACUCCCUCCUGUGACCUCUCCUGCAUGCCGCACGUCUCGUUGUCUCCCUGACGAUGAAACCGCUCCAUAGCACUCGUGUCACCCAUGGAGCGAUGCUCUUGGAUUGGAUGAGAGUCCUGAGAGCAACCACUGACAAGGGACCUAUCUUGUCUUUUAAAAAGAUUAUGCCAAUUUUAUGUUGCUGUUUUUAUUUAAUUCUAUUGUGGGAGUAGUCCUGUGUUUUGCCCCGUUGUGGGCAGCAGUACCAAAUCCGUCUUGACAUUCUCAGCCCCUCCCUAUGCUUUUCCCUGCUGGCCCAGCAUGCACAACCACAGGUGGCAUCCCAUCCCUCAAGAAACUGGGCAGUGGGAGAGGGUACCUCUCCCCCUGGGUACCUCUGAUAGUUGUUGUUACUGAUGAGUAAUGAACAUACUGUUUUAAGAAUGUGGCCAAACAUUUCCAUCCAUUUUUGUAUUACUUUUACAAUUCCAAUGAUCAAGUGGUUUGAAGACGUAUCCUGAAAUUGUAGUUCUUAAACCUGUAAUGUGGCAAGUGUAUUAUAAUUUUAAGCGAUUUUGAAUGCCUUUGAGAUUUCAGAAGUCUGGGGUCUUAAGCUGAUUCCUGAAGUUAAACGAUUGUAUUGGGCCUAGCUUUAAGGGACAAAAAGCUAUCAUGUUCAAAGGGAUUGUUCCCUCAGGGCAGAAAUUACUGUUUUAGAAUUACUUGAAUGAGAUUGGAAAUGCUCAUUACUUUUGUUUUAUGAUUUGUAUUCCAUAAUUGGAGCCAAGGGAAAUCGUUUUUUUCUGAACUGAACCAAUUUAGUCAUCUGGUUGAACAAUAAGCAGUCGUAAUCCUGACUUCUCCUGUUAUCAAUCUACAUUUUAAUAAACUGAUGGUUUUGUCAUUGAA